Molecule: messenger RNA, 653 nt
Organism: Theobroma umbraticum
Lineage: Eukaryota; Viridiplantae; Streptophyta; Magnoliopsida; Malvales; Malvaceae
Product: large ribosomal subunit protein eL31
Biological process (GO): cytoplasmic translation
Cellular component (GO): cytosolic large ribosomal subunit; ribosome
Molecular function (GO): structural constituent of ribosome
Source: RefSeq, a predicted model, not a curated record
CAUGCUUGCUACUAUAUGUGCGACUAGGGUUUGGUUCAGCGGCCACAGAGAGAGAGAGAGACAGGUUGUUCUGAUUUGGAGAUCGGGACGGCAGCUUAAAGAAAAUGGUAGACAAGGCAAGCAAAGGAAGAAAGGAGGAGGUGGUCACCAGAGAAUACACCAUCAACCUUCACAAGCGCUUGCAUGGAUGCACAUUUAAGAAGAAGGCUCCAAAGGCCAUAAAGGAGAUUAGGAAGUUUGCCCAGAAGGCUAUGGGGACAACUGAUGUCAGAGUUGAUGUAAAGCUCAACAAGCAAGUAUGGAGCCGUGGGAUCCGAAGUGUGCCAAGGAGAGUUCGUGUCCGCAUUGCAAGGAAGAGAAACGAUGAAGAGGAUGCAAAGGAGGAGUUUUUCUCUCUUGUAACUGUUGCAGAGAUCCCUCCAGAGGGUUUGAAGGGGUUGGGAACCAAGGUCAUUGAUGAAGAAGACUGAAGUAACUACCUACUUGGAUCUUUGAUUAGUAAUUUGAAAUUUUGGGUAUUUCUAUUUAGUUCAGAUAUUUUGGUCUGUUUUUUUUUGUGUUCGAAUCUGGUGGGAACUUAUUGUGAUUUUAAUUGGUACUUAAAUAUGUGGCAAGCUUCAUCUGAGAAAUAUAUUUUCAUUCUUGUCUUACAA